Prorocentrum cordatum is the source of this 529-nucleotide messenger RNA. Lineage: Eukaryota; Dinophyceae; Prorocentrales; Prorocentraceae. The record is from the annotation of a GenBank genome assembly.
GAGGAUGGAGGUCCGCAGCCGUCUUGCGCCGAGCAGCGGAGGGGGGGGAGGCAUGCGCCGCCUGGCCUCGCUUCCCCGCGGCGCCGCGCGCCACCCGCCGCUCGUGGUCGGGGCCACGCUGGGCCCCUGAAGGUCCCGCCACGACGUCGUUGCUCGCGGGAUGGCGUCGGCGACGCCUGGCGGCGUCAAGUGGGAGGUGGCCAGCCCCGCUGACGGAAAGGCGAAGUCAGACCUCAAGGAGGUCACGAGCCCGGCGAGCAUGAACUCUGGCAAGCUUCAGGACGUCUACGAGGCGCGCGUGGACGAGCUCGAGAGGCCGCUGAUGCUGGAGGUCAGCUACGCGGACGGGUGCGGGGGCGCUGUGAAGGAGGUCCUGUUCGUCGACCCCGUCGAUGCCGAGGCGCGCCCGCGCGUGUGCGUGUCCGUGAGCGGCGUGAAGGCAAUGCACAACGCCAUCUCCGUGCUGAGCCGCAAGGUGGACAGCCUCGUGCACUCGCUCCAGGCGUGCAGAUCCGCGUACUACAAGGAG